This is a messenger RNA of Macrosiphum euphorbiae (potato aphid), 714 nucleotides long. The record is from the annotation of a GenBank genome assembly. Lineage: Eukaryota; Metazoa; Arthropoda; Insecta; Hemiptera; Aphididae.
AUGGCACAAAUUUUGUUGGUGCGAAUCGCAAACUCAUGUCACAAUUUUGAGGAAAUUUCCAAAACUCAUACAACAUUAUCAUAUCUUUCUGAAAAAUCUAUGCAAUGCCACUUUAUUCCACCCUCAGCACCUCACUUUGAAAGUCUGUGGGAAGCUGCGGUCAAUUCUUCCAAACAACUCCUGACAAAAAUAUCAUUAAAUGCAACAUUUACAUUUGAAGAAGCUACAACAUUGCUGUGUGGAAUAGAAGGAGUUUUAAAUUCUAGACCCAUGACUCCGUUAUCCAAUGACCCAUCAGACUAUCAAGCUCUAACACCGGCUCAUUUUCUCAUUGGUGGGGUUAUCACAUUACCACCUGAAGCAGAUUCAUCCACCACCCCGAUGUCUAGACUUAAACGUUUUGCAUUGGUACAGUCUUGCAUUCAACAGUUUUGGAAGAGAUGGUCCCGGGAGUAUCUUCCUCAAUUACAACGCCAAGGUCGUUGGAUAAAGGCAACUCGAAACAUAAGAGUGGGUGACCUAUUUUUUCUCCGACAAGAAAAUCUUCCUCCUACCAGAUGGGCUCUGGUCAGGGUUCAAGAUGUUCAUCCUGGUCCUGAUGGCACUGUUCGAGUGGUCACUUUACGCAAUUCCUCUGGCAACAUUUUCAAACGCCCAGUGGUGAAACUUUCCUUGCUACCAAGUGAAGAAGAUGAGAGAGAAGAACAACCUUAG